AUGGCCCGAAUCCUGCUCGCCGAAGACGACACCUCGAUGCGCCGCUUCCUGGCCCGUUCGCUCGACCGCGCGGGGCACGAGGUGGUCAGCGUGGGCGACGGCAUGACCGCCCUGACGCGGCUGCGCGAGCAGAGCUUCGAUCUGCUGCUGGCCGACGUGGUGAUGCCCGGCCUGGACGGCGUGGAGCUGGCCCGUCGCGGCACGCAGGUCAGCCCCGGCCUGAAGGUCAUGUUCAUCACCGGCUUCGCGGCCGUGGCGCUGCGCGCGCGCGACCGCCAGCAUCCCGGCGCGCGCGUGCUCUCCAAGCCGUUUCACCUGCGCGAGCUGGUGCAGGAGGUCGAGGCCAUGCUGGCCGCCUGA
Messenger RNA from Symbiodinium necroappetens, 360 nucleotides. The record is from the annotation of a GenBank genome assembly. NCBI's taxonomy places the organism in Eukaryota, Dinophyceae, Suessiales, Symbiodiniaceae.